Molecule: messenger RNA, 3156 nt
Organism: Alternaria burnsii
Lineage: Eukaryota; Fungi; Ascomycota; Dothideomycetes; Pleosporales; Pleosporaceae
Exons: 8
Coding region: 1-3156 (1051 amino acids)
Biological process (GO): riboflavin biosynthetic process
Molecular function (GO): GTP cyclohydrolase II activity
Source: RefSeq, a predicted model, not a curated record
AUGACAGCUUUCCCACCACAUUUCUCUCCACACCUUUCGAGCGCCGGGCGAGAGGGAUUCGACUUCCAGACGUCACAGCUAAAGCCAGAGACACCGGAGCGUGUCGCGAACGACGAUGAUGCCCACCACAACCCGCCGCCCUCAAUAAUAUCGCCUGCCUUUACGCCCCCAGCGACACCGGGGGGCGCGACACCCUCGCAACCCCGACCGCCCCGCUCCAUACCAGUCGAUACCUCAGUGCGCACCGACACGCCGCGACCGGAUCUACUGCCGCAGCUGCCCAAAGUGGAGUGCGAAGUACGCGCGCGGAUACCCACAACUACCGGGCACGAGAUGUGGUUGCACGUGUACAGGAACAGCGUUGACACCAAGGAGCAUCUUGCAAUUGUUUUUGGAAACCAAAUACGCUCUAGAUCACUAGAUGCAGAGCGGCCUGGCGAGACGGAAUUGGACCGUAUGACAAGAGGCGCAUAUGUAGGACGCUUGUACCCAGGGCGAAUCAGCUCGCGAGUUGAGCAGCUCAAGAGGGCGGAAGGCGUCCCUACAAAGCGCAAGCCAGAGUCUGACUCGGAUCAUGCCAACAAGAGCAAUGGGCUGUUGUCGCCAGCGUCCGCAUCAUCCUCAGAGAAUGGAGACGUCCUGCCAACCUCCUCACUAGAAUUACCUCUCGUCCGUAUACACUCCGAAUGCUAUACUGGUGAGACUGUAUGGUCUGCGCGCUGCGACUGCGGCGAGCAACUGGACGAAGCCGCGCGGCUGAUGGCCGAUCCCACUCUCUCACCUUCCGGCGGCGCUAUUAUCUACCUUCGCCAAGAGGGCCGCGGAAUUGGUCUAGGCGAGAAGCUCAAGGCAUACAACCUGCAAGAUCUAGGCAACGAUACAUACGAAGCAAAUAUUAUGUUAAGGCAUCCCGCAGACGCGCGCAGCUACGGUCUAGCUACGGCUAUGCUGAUGGACUUGGGCUUAGAUGGAGACAAAGGCAUAAGACUUUUGACCAACAACCCAGAUAAAGUCCAUGCGGUCGAGGGCCCGAAUAGAGAAGUCGUAGUAAGAGAGCGCGUAGCUAUGGUUCCGCUCGCCUGGAAAACAGGCGGCAUGAAGGGAAUCAAGAGCGAAGAAGUAGAGAAGUAUCUUAGUACCAAGAUCGAAAAGUUCAAGCAUAUCCCUUCCUCGGCGGCGCUAUUGACGGCCUUCAUCGCCAAGACCGUCGAGUUGUCGUUUGUAAUGGUCUUCUUGGCGUUCAUAGGGCAGGUCCUGUCGAGAAGAGCUAUUCAGCAAAAGGGCCUUAAUUUGGCCAGCGUGGAGAUGCGGUCUUGGAUUCUCCAGCCAGGGAGACUAUUUAGUGAAUGGCAUAGCGUUAGGAUUGCUGGCUUCAGCUUCCUGGGAGUACUCUCUCUGAUCACUGCCGUGCUUUCCUUACUAUAUACCACGGCAGCUGGUGCACUUGUGCAACCACAACUACGCCUUCCACCAUGGGAAAAGCAGAUGAUGGUUGGUCAGGUAGAUGGUGACUUCUCCAGUACCUUAAAGGCCGAUAAGACUUGCCUGACCGCCUGGCCUGACGUGGGCGAUGAUCAAUGGGGCGGUAGCACGUGUCUUGCCAUGAAAUGGUCAUCGCUCUGUGGUCGAAACUUUGUCAAAUACAUGUCAGCCUGGGACGACUCAGCGGCGGCCUCGAACCCUCCCUGGAUGUCUGAGGACCUUCUGCAACGCAAGCGGAUUAGCGCGUCGCUAGAUAAUAACGUUACUGUUACUACUGCAUGGCUGGACCAUCAUGACGUCGCUACUGAAUCCGAGAAGGCGGGGAGAAUAAUCAACAAUAUCACUAUAGCUGUGCCUCAUCGAGGCAUCCCAGCUGCAGCUCGCAACACCCAGAAUGAUUUGUUACAACCGGAAGAUCUCCACGAUGGCGGCUCAUACUCCGUUCACGCAUCAGUCGCAAGCUUUGCGAUCAAUGCCUUAUGUGUCAAUGCGAAAGAGGAAGAGCUGGCUCCAAUUAUAUACAAGAACUGGCCCAAUGCGAUCCCUAUGGAAGAAGGCUCCAAGUCGGUGAACUGGUGGCCUAUCUUGGGAUUUCCAGAGGGAACUAACACAAACAACAAAACGGUGCUUGAUGACAUUUUUGGUUGGAAAGACGAGACGGAAGAUCAUUCUCGGGCAAGACCAAUAUUUCUCAAAUAUCCCAAGGCAGGAAACACAAUCGCGAACCACACCCAAGUUCCAUACGAAGAGGGUGACAGACCAGAGGUUUACCUUCUCGGCAAAGCCCCCGACAAUACCACCGAGGACUACUUUCUCUGCUCCAUGAAAGCCGGCAUCACGACUUCCUGCACUACACGCUACAACGCCUCCUCCGGCGGUCAAAGCCUCGAAGCUGUCUGUGACGGCCCAAACGGAAACAUCAGCGAAAACGCCUCUAUCCAGCCUCUCCGUUCCAACGGCGAUAAAGCUGCUCUAGUCGGCUGGCGCGAACUAGGCUUCAACCUCCUCAACUCUCUGAGUCUGAACAAUGGCGUCUUUGACGGUGAUGCGUCAACAGCACGUAUAUUCACGCAACUACAGCUUACCGAACCCAAACUGAACAAGACGCUGCCGAGUCCCGCGGAGGCGCUACUUAGUAUGACGACGUGUACGGUUUUGGAUCUGACGCAAGAUUUCCCUUUCACUACAGAUGGAAAGUUCGAUCAGCCGCAAAUGCAAAACUUCAAUGCUUCUGUAAGAGUAGCACAGUACAUGUCCGGUGGUGAAAAGGACUAUCAGAAGGCUCUGUUGGUAGUCCUCGCUCUAACUCUCCUCAUCAAUAUCUUCAUCUUUAUCUACUUUUCAGUCCUCUUGCGCAUCCGCCUCAUCACAGACCUCUGCGAACCCCUCGUCUUGUUCAUCCUAGGCUACCAUUCUCCACCCCAGGACGGUCUUUUCAGAGGAUUGCCGCAGGAAGGGCCGCAGAAGAGGGAUAUGCGGGUUGACUGGAUUGUCAAGAGGAAGGGGGAGCAAUUGGUUGUUGUGGGAAUGGAAGAGAGGGAUGGUGAGCUGGGGGCGGAGAGGAGGGGGGAGGGAGGCGUUGGUGGGUGGUUUAGGAUGAAGAGGAGAGGGGGUAGGGCGAAACAGGAUGGGAAUGAAAGUGAUGACGGUUCACCGGAUGGCAAUAGGGCUUGA